AUGCCGACGGCGCUGCGCGCGUCGCUUACGCAGGCGCUCGCAUCGCUCCCUGCGCCAACCGCCCAAACCCUCGAUGCGAAUACACUGCAGCGUCUACGUACCUGUGCCGCGCUGGGCGCUGCGCUAGCGCGUGUGCGCAGUGCUGGGGCCGUCGACGCCGACUUGGCUCGCGUCGUGUAUGCAACGUACAUGUACCUCGUCCAUACGCUCGCCGCCGCCACGCACGCCAUCCAUGAGGCCGAUCGGUACUGGACAUGCAUGUAUCGCAGCCGCGUACGUGCGGGCAUGCUAUGGCUCCAAACGCUGCCUGCGCGCAUCGCCACCAGCACCAGCCACGUUUUUCGACGGCCAAUGCCAGGCUUCGGCGUACGCACGGGCAUCCAUACCCUCCAGCGCGAAUCUCACGCAAAGCAUGUGCGUCUCCGUCGUGCCGAAGAUGCGAUGGCCAAGGCCCUAGGCACGUUGGCCCUCGCGUGGUACGGCCGGGCUACCGACGCGUCGCUCCCACAGCAGAUCCAAGCGCUGUGCGAGGCAGGGUGCACGGCAUUGGCAUACAAGCCAGGGAAGGCGCCCCAACACAGCACGCCAUUGCAAGCCGUCGCCACACUCCUUGAUGCCGUGGCGUACCAUGAAGCGAGCGUCGCGCGCGUCUUGCAAGUGUGUGGGACGCCCAGUGUGCUCACGCGGACGUGGCCGCUGCUCGUCACCUACCCGCUUAUUUCCUGGGCGGCGACACACUACUUGUACCUCCACUGGACGAGUGUCUCUGCGCAGGCGACGUGGGCGUGGGAUACCGUGCGUGGCUUGCUCCUCGACUGGGUGUACGAGCCUACGAUGCGGCUCCUACGUACGAUGCGCAUGGGCCGCGCCGAGCGCUCGAUGCUCGUACGUCGCGAUAGUCUCGCUGCCGAUGAGCAGAGUCUCGAGCGCAUGGUCCUGGCCAUGGGACGCGAUACGUUGCGGAUGAACGACCAAGCGCUCGCGCAGCUCGCAGCGCAGACGCGCGAUGGCAAUCUCACGGCGGUGCUGGAAGUGUACGAGCGAGCGCUGGCCUCGCCCGUGCGUGCGACGCUCAGCGGUCAGCUCAUACGCACGAUCCUCAUCCAAGUGCAAAAGGCCAAAGUCGACUUGGAAGUCGCGCUCUCCGCCAUCGAUUGGCUCCUGCGAUCGCAAGAACUGCUGAUUGGCGUAGCGGGUCUAGCGCCAGCGCUGGGUCUGGCGUACCUGCUAGCAUGGGGCGUAGGCCGCGUCACUAGCUGGGUCUGGCACCGUCCUGCGUCGUACCGAACGUCGCGCCGUCAGCGCCAGGUCGAUGCAUGGGAAGCGCUGCGUCGUGUCGACCAGCUGUGCAUUGAAGCGGACGACAAGGCCAGCGCCGAGCUGGCGUACGGUCGGUUCCUCCUGCACAUUCGCAUGCUGCGUACGUCGUUCGAGGCGUUGCUGCCCAAACUAAGCCGCGGCGAUCGAGCCUUGCUCCAGCGCUUAUCGCACGAAGCGGACCACGACCUGAUGGCGUUGGAACGUGUCGAGCCCCUCCCGACCUCGACGGCGCAUGCGUGGACGCAACGCCAGGCGGUCGUCGCACGUAUGUGGCGCUCCUGGCACCGCCUCCUGGCAUGGGAUAUAUAA
Malassezia pachydermatis is the source of this 1629-nucleotide messenger RNA. RefSeq lists its product as hypothetical. Lineage: Eukaryota; Fungi; Basidiomycota; Malasseziomycetes; Malasseziales; Malasseziaceae. Gene Ontology annotation, cellular component: mitochondrial outer membrane. The transcript has 2 exons. The record is from RefSeq and is a predicted model, not a curated record. The coding region runs from base 1 to 1629 and encodes 542 amino acids.